CUGACGGAACGCUAUUCACUCCACACCCAGGAGGCCCAAGGAAGGGAAAUUGAUUUUAGAGCCUUUACGCCUCGACCCACUGGCCACAACCACUCGACUAAGUUGCCGGCGAGAUCCUCUUACCGGCUGAGGUGGAGGGCAAUUGAUGGGGACAUCAAAUGAAAAUUUGCAGCAUGUACCUAUUUCUUCCAAUGAUAAUGACCAUCAGAGCAAUGAUACGGUGGCUAGCAUCUUAAAUCACAGAGGUGUUGAAUCAGAGCAUAAUAUUUCAAGGGAAGAAAUUAAACGUGUAUUAGAAGUUAUUGCAUCCACUGGGAGAUUCUGGCAUGACUGGGAUAAGUUGAAGAGCAUGCUGUCAGUUCAGCUGAAGCAGGUACUGUCAGAGUACCCUGAAGCAAAAAUGACAAGUGAGCAGCAAUAUGUUUCUUUAAGAGAGUCCUACUCUGAUCUAGUAAACAGAUUGGAUGAAGCUCUUCAUUCCUUUUAUGAAGGCCCUCCAUUUACAUUGCAGAGGUUGUGUGAAAUCCUAUUGGACGCACAAAGUAUUUACCAUCUUUCAAAGCUUGCCUUAGCUCUUGAGAAGAACUUGUUGGUUACAUCCACAUUGACUAUCAGCACCGAUCCAUAUCCACAAACAACUGUGCAAGAGUCAGAUGGAUCAGAGAAAGCAAUUGAAAAGCAGAAUCAGGAAUCCAAUAUUACAGAGAAUGGCACUGAACCUCUGGCUGCUGACAAGGAUGUAGUCAUGACCGAGGCUGAUAUCAAUGAUGAAAUGACCAUUGACAUGGAAGCUUUUGAAGAUAUGGUUAAACCAUCAGAAACAAAUUCUGAACCUAGCCCUAAUGCAUAACUAUUGGUGGUUGAUGUGAAUCUGAGAAAAACAAUGACUCUGACUAGAUCCAGAUGUCGCUGUUGGUGAUUUGUUGAAUUUUAUGUUCUAUGGGAACAAUGUUGAUCAUGGUCGUCAUAGAGUACUUAGAAAACAGGUUUGGGAAUCCUAAGGUCCUACUAGCUCAAAAUUAUAUCUUUUCCCCGAUGAAAUCUCAACUAAGCUUCAGCUUUGAAUGACCUGAAUGAUAUGAAUUUUUUGAUUGAAGCCACGUUACAUUAUGUGCAGCACAAUAUAAGCAUUUCUGAGGCCCUGAAUGAGUGAAUGGUGCUAUGA
Molecule: messenger RNA, 1165 nt
Organism: Prosopis cineraria
Lineage: Eukaryota; Viridiplantae; Streptophyta; Magnoliopsida; Fabales; Fabaceae
Biological process (GO): protein dephosphorylation
Cellular component (GO): protein phosphatase 4 complex; nucleus; cytoplasm
Molecular function (GO): protein phosphatase regulator activity
Source: RefSeq, a predicted model, not a curated record